CUGCCGACCCGGCUGGAGAGCCCUGCUGAAGGCGGCAACCGCAGGAUGAGCGUGUGGCGGCUCCCAGGCCCCGCGGGGCGCGCUCUCUGCGACCCCGGGGGGAGCCCUCGCCUGCUGAGCGCGUGGGGCCCUUGCUGACUGCGGCGGGCCUGGGUCUCCAUCCGUGCGGAGACGAGACGCUGGUGUGCACGCGCUUCCUCCGUGCCUGUUUUCAUUACCAAGGAUGGAGGGCAACACAUCCUCGUCUUUGGGGAAUUCAGCAGCGGCACCUGUGAACCAGAUCCAAGAAACAAUUUCCGAUAAUUGUGUGGUGAUUUUCUCAAAAACAUCCUGUUCUUACUGUACAAUGGCAAAAAAGCUUUUCCAUGACAUGAAUGUUAACUAUAAAGUGGUGGAAUUGGACCUGCUUGAAUAUGGAAACCAGUUUCAAGAGGCUCUUUACAAAAUGACGGGUGAAAGAACUGUUCCAAGAAUAUUUGUCAAUGGUACCUUUAUUGGAGGUGCAGCUGACACUCUCAGGCUUCAUAGAGAAGGAAAAUUGCUCCCACUAGUUCAUCAGUGUUAUUUAAAAAAAAGUAAGAGGAAAGAAUUUCAGUGAUGUUGAUACCAAUAAGUUUGCCAAUAUUCAGUGUCAGUUAUUUAAAGUGAUAAUGCCCAAUAAUGUCUUUUAAAUGUUUGAGGAUGUUUUAAGUAUAUGCAUUGUCUUCCUGAAGAAAAUGUAAAAAUAAUGAACAAUAAAUUGCAGUGGAUACCUCA
Molecule: messenger RNA, 756 nt
Organism: Saimiri boliviensis boliviensis (Bolivian squirrel monkey)
Lineage: Eukaryota; Metazoa; Chordata; Mammalia; Primates; Cebidae
Gene: GLRX2
Product: glutaredoxin 2
Cellular component (GO): mitochondrion
Molecular function (GO): protein-disulfide reductase activity
Source: RefSeq, a predicted model, not a curated record